Penicillium manginii is the source of this 258-nucleotide messenger RNA. Its product is annotated as RNA recognition motif domain-containing protein. The record is from RefSeq and is a predicted model, not a curated record. The transcript is spliced from 4 exons. Gene Ontology annotation, molecular function: mRNA binding. The coding region runs from base 1 to 258 and encodes 85 amino acids. NCBI's taxonomy places the organism in Eukaryota, Fungi, Ascomycota, Eurotiomycetes, Eurotiales, Aspergillaceae.
AUGUCCUCCAAGCUUUUUGUUGGCGGUCUCGCCUGGGCCACCACUGAUGACAGCCUCCGCGGUGCCUUUUCCGAAUUCGGCAAUGUGACUGAUGCUAUUGUCUUGAAGGACCGUGAGACCGGCCGCAGCCGUGGCUUCGGCUUCGUCACCUUGUCGUCUCCCGAUGAGGCAAACGCCGCUGUCGAUGCUAUGAACGAGCAGGAACUCGAUGGCCGCCGCAUCCGUGUCCAGGUCGCUACCGAGCGCCGGGGCUUCUAA